Messenger RNA from Selaginella moellendorffii, 969 nucleotides. Its product is annotated as pentatricopeptide repeat-containing protein At2g35030, mitochondrial-like. The transcript is spliced from 2 exons. The coding region runs from base 1 to 969 and encodes 322 amino acids. Lineage: Eukaryota; Viridiplantae; Streptophyta; Lycopodiopsida; Selaginellales; Selaginellaceae. The record is from RefSeq and is a predicted model, not a curated record. Gene Ontology annotation, molecular function: protein binding.
AUGUAUGGCAAAUGUGGCUACGUUGACGACGCUUGCAGCGCAUUCCAGGCCAUCCAUGUCAAGAACAUCUACUCCUGGAGCUUUCUCCUCAUUGCUCACUCCUCCAGCACCACCCAAGCUAAAGAGAUUCUUGAUAUCAUGCCACAGUGGAAUCCUGUCUCUUGGAACGUUGUUCUUGGAGAAACUGCCCAUUACGGGCAUCCGCACCCAACAAAGAUCUUGUUUGAUUUGUCUCCGGAACGAGACGUGGUAUCUUGGAAGGCGCUGGCAUUUGCGUUUUCAAACUUCGGUCGCCUUUGUGAAAGCUUGUCUCUCUUUGAGAAGAUGCCAAUGACCAGCUUGGUGUCCUGGAACUCUAUCGUUUCGGCGUAUACCCGGGAUGGGCAGAUUGUCUCUGCUCGUGAAGCCUUUGACAGAAUGCCCGAGCACCAUGUCGUGUCCUGGAACUCAGCCUAUGCUCAAGAAGGACGAAGCCGUGCUCGACGCCGAGAGGAGCUGGUCGAGAGGAACCACAUAAGCUGGAAUAGCCUCCUCCAUGCAUACGUGGUCGCAAAGAAGCUGGACAUUCCUUGCCGAGUGUUCUUCAGAAUCCCUCAGUGGUGCAUAAACUCCUGGACGUCGAUGCUGGUUGGAUUCUAUCAGGCUGGUGAUCUUGAGAUGGCCAGCAUCUGGUUCGAGCGGAUGCUGGAUCGAAACGUUGUCUCUUGGAACGUGAUGAUCUGUGCCAAUGCUCGCAGCGGCGAUGCUCACCAAGCUCUCCGGUUGCUCAAGCUGAUUCUCCUGAUGCCGCCACCUGUCCUGUCACUGAAUCCCUGUGCUGCCAUCCCUGAUCUUGCGCAGGGCAAGUUGAUCCACUCCACGAUUCCAGGAAAGAUUUUCUUGUCGGACAUCAGAACUCCAAAUGCUUUCAUCAGCAUGUAUGGCAAUUUGGUCGUGUGGAUCAAGCAAUGGAGGUUUUUGCAAGGAUGA